Molecule: messenger RNA, 690 nt
Organism: Colletotrichum spaethianum
Lineage: Eukaryota; Fungi; Ascomycota; Sordariomycetes; Glomerellales; Glomerellaceae
Exons: 2
Coding region: 1-690 (229 amino acids)
Source: RefSeq, a predicted model, not a curated record
AUGAAGAGCUUCUCAAAGGUCCUCUUGGCUCUGUUGGGCAGCGCCGCGGCACAGACCACGACGGUGAUUGAGGUCGUAAACCCCUUUUUCGGGAACAACCCUUAUGACGCUUCUGUUGUGAAUGUCAACCCUACCGCGACGACUUAUGCCGUAUACUGCCAAACGAACAGCACCAACUACCAAUGCCGGAAUGACCCCGCUGGCCUGGUCCUCACACUCGUGGGCGGCCCCUCGACCGUCGAGGUCCACGUCGAACGACCCAAAAGCGAACUGUAUGAUCUAGCCCAUGGCGAGCUGUGCCUCAUGGGUAGCGUCUUAAUGGCUCGAGGGACCUCGACCGCGUACAUCGGCACCAUCUCGGGUGACCAGCUGGAUUACCACGUGGUCGCCACCCAGAGUGGACAGACUAUCAAGAUGGCCGACAUGGUCUUGUCGCCCGUGACGAACUCGGAUGCCCGCGUGCCCCUCACCAUCACCGCCGGCAUCGAGAAGCUGCAGGCCCAGGCCACCGCGGCCGCGACGACGACGACGACGACAGAGUCCAGCGGCGCGCAAACCGGCCCAUCUGCCACAGGCACGCAGGCUUCCCCAACGUCCACGCCGAACGCCGCGGUGUCGCGGGCCGGUCAGGAUGCUCUCUUGGCUGGACUCGCCGGCGCCGCUGCUGUGGCGGCAGUCAUGCUGAUCUAA